UAAUAGGAACCCCGAAACCACCACCUCGCACUACCAUAUAUCCAAUUCAUACCUCCCGUCCAUUCUUCAUUUCUUCUUCUGUAUCUCUUUCUCUCCUCUCCUUCCAAUUCAGCUGCUGCUUUUCGGGGAUCUUGCAUUGAACGGUUCGCAGAUUGACUGAGUUUGUUGCUGAAGGCGCUUCGGGAAGGGGGCUGUUUCUUUGAGGAUGAAGGUCUCAGUGGUUUCGCGGAGUGGAAGAGAAAUCCUUAAAGGAGGCGUUGAUCUCAGUGAUUCGGCGACUGUAGCGGAUCUCCAGGAAGCAAUUCAUAAGCGAACCAAGAAGUACUACCCAUCAAGGCAGCGCCUCACCCUCCCAGUCCAACCAGGAUCUAAGGGAAGGCCUGUUGUCCUUAGUUACAAGAAAAGUCUUAAAGACUAUACAGAUGGAAAUUCAAACAACUUAACUGUAGUUUUCAAGGACUUAGGCCCUCAAGUUUCCUAUCGCACACUUUUCUUCUGGGAGUAUUUAGGUCCUUUGGUCCUCUACCCAAUCUUCUACUACUUCCCUGUUUAUGAGUAUUUUGGCUAUAAAGGGGAAAGAGUCAUCCAACCUGCGCAGACAUACGCCAUGUACUAUUGGUGUUUCCAUUACUUUAAACGUAUUAUGGAAACAUUUUUUGUCCAUCGCUUCAGCCAUGCAACAUCGCCCCUUUCAAAUGUGUUUCGUAACUGUGCUUAUUAUUGGACAUUUGGCUGUUAUAUUGCUUAUUAUGUGAACCAUCCACUCUACACCCCUGUAAGUGAUCUCCAAAUGAAGAUAGGGUUUGGUUUUGGGAUCCUCUGUCAAAUUGCAAAUUUCUAUUGCCAUAUUUUGCUGAGGAAUCUCCGUAGGCCUGAAGGGGAUGGUGGAUAUCAAAUCCCACACGGCUUUCUCUUCAAUAUUGUUACAUGCGCAAAUUAUACAACAGAGAUCUACCAGUGGCUGGGCUUCAACAUCGCAACACAGACUGUUGCAGGUUAUGUUUUUCUUGUGGUUGCUGCCGGCAUCAUGACCAACUGGGCUCUUGCGAAGCACAGGCGUUUGAAGAAGCUAUUUGAUGGAAAGGAAGGAAGACCCAGGUAUCCUCGUCGGUGGGUAAUAUUACCUCCAUUCCUGUAGAAGCCAUAGCCAUUUAAGAGGCCAUUGCUACUUGUUGUUCAUCUAGAUGUGGCAGUCUAGAUUUAUUGCAAUGCUGAAGUUGCUAGUCAUCCAGUGUUGUCAGACACGGAUUUUUCUCAGUUUCUCGUGAACUUUGAUAUAGGGAGCGGGCUCAAUUUGUUGGAGUUCUUAUUUGGUGUUAUUCGUCAGAAAAAAUUGUAAUAAUUUUCAGAUAGAAGUACUGGCUACUUUUAAUUGCUGUGAGGUUUAGGAUUGUUUUAAAUAGUAAGUUGUGCUGAUCAUAGUUGAGGCUGUUUAACUAUCCGAUGGGCUGUUUUGUGACUAACUCUAGUAUUUCUUUUAUUUUCCUGGGAAAAUGAUCCUCUUUGGCUCAUGCAUCCUUGGCUUAUGGAUGAUCCUUUUUUCUCA
Neltuma alba is the source of this 1546-nucleotide messenger RNA. Its product is annotated as very-long-chain enoyl-CoA reductase-like. The transcript has 5 exons. Lineage: Eukaryota; Viridiplantae; Streptophyta; Magnoliopsida; Fabales; Fabaceae. Gene Ontology annotation, molecular function: oxidoreductase activity, acting on the CH-CH group of donors. The coding region runs from base 206 to 1138 and encodes 310 amino acids. Gene Ontology annotation, biological process: very long-chain fatty acid biosynthetic process. The record is from RefSeq and is a predicted model, not a curated record.